AAAUUAAGCCCUGGAUCCGCCACUGGUUUUGCUUAUAGAGGUUAAUUAAAAAAACAUAUUGAAGUUUAUAAUUAUUGUACCUUUGUGAUUUCAUUGAUGAAAUAAAAUAAAAAAAAAAAAUCAUGUUGUGUUUUUUGCAAGUAAAAAGGUAUAAAAAGUUCACAAUGGUGUUUCGCCCUAUUAUCCUAGCUAUCAUAGAUAUCUAAUUUAUUCAGAUGGUCAGUAAUAAUAUUAUUAAAAUAAUUGUGACAAAUUAUGCAAAAAUCAGAUUAUUAUUAUUAUCCAGGUAAUUAGGUAGGUAUAGCCGUAUAGGUAUUGUAAUUUAUUGUACGUAUAUGUCAUGUGUAUUGUGUUUAGGUUUAUAUUGCAGCUUUCACUUCCUCAUAAUUUUAAUAAAAAAUAUACAAAUCGUAUAUAUUCUCAUUUUACAUUAUGUUUGAUAAUUUUAUACAACAGUUAAAAAACUGAACUCACUUUUGAAUAAGCAUUAUAUCUCAUAUCUGGUAUCGUCCGCACAAACCUCGUCAAAUAUGUCAUUUGUUUUCGGAAUUUGUUUAGUCUUAACCGGAUUGACGUAUGCAGAAGUCCGCAUAACAAAUCACCAAGAAUUGAUGGACGAAGGGUUUAACGGUUUCUUAACGUGCUCGUCGCAACUAGGUCUAAAUAUUGAAGUGUGCAGUGAUUUGUUGGAUCCCAAGUUAGAUAGUAGUGAUGCCAAAUACGACGGUUGUAAAUGUUUUUUACCAUGCAUGGCUAAAAUAAUAGGAACUAUGAACACCGAUGACGGUAAGUGGAACGAAAAACGAUAUUGGGAAAUUAUCGCAAUGCUCAAUGUACCCGAGUGGAAACACGAGGCAGAAGUAAUUGGAAAUAAUUGCAAUGACAGAGUGAACACGCAUUGUUCAGCUGGUUAUCCUUUAUUUCUGUGUGCGUUAAAACACUCUAAAAUGCUUCAAGAUAUGGCAAAGACUCAUAUGAUUCAAAAACAAGCAGCUAUCGAAGCAAUGAACAGUACAAAUGCCGAAUAUGAAGACGACGAUCAAAAUGAUCAACCUACAACACAUUAACCAUAAACGGGUCACAUAAAAUUAAUUGUCUGUAGUGUAUGCGCUGUACACUGUACCUAUUUAUCAUUACUCUAGACUCUGCACAUACACACAAAUACACACACACAUUAUUUACUAUAUGUAUUCAUUAAAUAAUUGUUCUAUUUCUGUAAUAAAAUAUGUCUCUUGAUUAAUUAUACAAAUAUAUGGUUAAUAUGGGAUGAAAUGCUGAUGAAAUACAAAUAUUAUAUGAACCAUGAAUGAUGAAUCAUAAUACAGGAUGGGUUUUCCUACUCUUUGAAACCUCAAACAUUAAGAAAUUAGAACAAUUUGAAGUUCAUGGGAGAUUGAGGUUUAAACUCAAACUCAAAUAGUUCUAAAAAUCCGAUCAUAA
Molecule: messenger RNA, 1440 nt
Organism: Metopolophium dirhodum (rose-grain aphid)
Lineage: Eukaryota; Metazoa; Arthropoda; Insecta; Hemiptera; Aphididae
Exons: 8
Coding region: 531-1067 (178 amino acids)
Molecular function (GO): odorant binding
Source: RefSeq, a predicted model, not a curated record